This is a messenger RNA of Spizellomyces punctatus DAOM BR117, 2469 nucleotides long. RefSeq lists its product as uncharacterized. The record is from RefSeq and is a predicted model, not a curated record. Bases 21 to 2276 code for a protein of 751 amino acids. The transcript has 4 exons. Gene Ontology annotation, biological process: regulation of double-strand break repair via homologous recombination. Gene Ontology annotation, cellular component: site of double-strand break; nucleus. NCBI's taxonomy places the organism in Eukaryota, Fungi, Chytridiomycota, Chytridiomycetes, Spizellomycetales, Spizellomycetaceae.
GUGGGUCUACAUGGAUGUGAAUGUCUAUUCUUCGCCGCUAUGUGAAACUGUUCCCACUUCCUUCCAUCACCUUGAGUGGGCACGAGGGUAUAACUGACGAGGAUAUUCUGGCCUUUGAAGGGCAACAAUGCCGUUAUUUUUGCCAUAGCCGCGACACCAAACACACAUGUGAGCGUUUUGUACGCGAUUCAUCACAUGUGGUUACAUACAGCUGGGAGGGUGAACGCAUGGUUGAAGCUUUCCCUUCUGGGGUUGAGUCCUGCGAGGAGCGAAAAAAAACAUGGUCACAAUGGUUCCAACUAGCGAGAGUAGUGACGGCGGACUCUGUCAGCCAACCGACAGAAGGCAACGGCAAGAGAAAGUGGGAGUGCAGUGAUUUGACAGGAUUUGUCGUCACCCACAUACGAUACAAACAAAUGCGAAUACAUUACUUGGAGGCGGACAAAAUUGUGUCAAUUCGUACAUUCCAUACUACUGAAAAUCGUGCCAAUUAUGGGAUUGAGGAAGAAGACGCCAUCCUAUUAGACCCCGGAACUGGAGACCGGCGCUGUCAGCACAUCGAGAAUAUGGACUUUGCUGACAAUCCAUACGAGCAGUCCUUACGCUUAUAUCUGGACACCAUGUUUGAUAGAUUGUUCUGUCCAGCCAAUACAGACUUGCUCUCGCAAACUGGUAGUACCGUCAAUAAUGCUCCUACCGCAUUUCGUGGCUUGAACGAAGGUUUAUUAGCUCACUCAGCAAGUUAUCAUCCUGCGGAAUGCGAUAUUUGCUCCGUGUCCAUGCCAUUUCACUCCGCCGUACCCAAGACGCCGUCCGGUAGUCAGGUAUCUCUGGUUUCGCGCCAUGUGCCAGAGCCAGCGAACAGGUCGGACGUCUUCCCACUGGAAAGUAACACGAUAUCGUGUCCUACCACCGUUGACGAAGAUGAGACAGUGGCAUCGGCCUCUACACUUCCAACACCGGAGAUGGUCGGUAACCCAACAAGCCAAUUGCCACUGAUAUCUAAUGAUAGCAAUGGUGAUCAGUCGAGGCCUAAAGAAGUGCAUGAUACACGGUUAUCAACUGGCACGACUUCGAAUUGCGUGAUCCGCCCUCCGUCUUCAAAACCAACACCCAGAAACGCCCGUCGGAAUCUACACGGCUCGAUAUUUUUAACGACAUUAAAGAAUUGCAAGCCAAACACUCGUUGUAACAUCCUCUGUGUCGUCACGCAGAUCAAUCCCAUCCAAGAUAUAAAGCUUACCAAGGGAAAAUGUGCUGGACAAGUCGUGCGCAUGGCUUCCAUCCUUGUUUCUGAUAAUGACGUUCCCUUUUUUCCGAUAACCUUGUGGAGAGAGCACUCGGUCUGGGCCGAUCGCUUAGAAGUUGGUGAUGUGCUCCAGCUAGGUGAGAUUGAUAUUAGAGUAUACCGGGGGAAGAUAUCCGGCACAACUGUAUUUCGGUCCGCCUGCAAAGUUCUACAUCGGUUAUGCAGGGACACGCCCAUCUAUGACGAGACGAGCGAGCCCGGGGAAGCGUACCACUAUGACAGCAUCGAGCGACUGCUGAGGUGGGCAAGCCGUCAACCUUUAUUGCGGUUUCAUCGCUUUGGUCUCGUCCAAGCACCGCAACAGCUGGCCGCUCUAUUGGAUCAUGAGGACGGCCAACGGGAACGUGCAGAUGAUCUAACUGUGCCUGUGGUACGCUUUAGCAGUCCCGGCGAUCUCAUCUCUGGCCGCUUCUCGGGGGUAGCUUUAGUCAAGGCGCAGGCUUCUCUCAUUAGCUUUCCACGUCUGCAAUUGUCAGUUCCUCCGAAAUCCAUUUCAGAUAUCAGUUACGACAGCAAACUUGUCACAUGUUAUUGUAGAACAUGCGGAUCCGAGGCCACACAAGAGGGCUUGAACCACAUAUGGCGUUGCCCCCGUUGCUUUGUUACUGACCAGGAUCUUGCGUGGACUUUCCAGAAGGCGGUCCUCAAUCUUGUUGAUGCAGCAGAUGCCACAAAGGCAUUGAUCCAAGCGGGCAUAGGGUUUGGCAUUUUGGAAGAAAUGUUUGCCAAUAUGGUGUCACCUCGUUUGCUAGCUGAUAAAGCUGCGUCAGAUCGGCGGAAGAAGAAAGUUUGGGAUAGACUCAUGAGGCUGUGUCAUGCCUUGACGAAUCCAAGUUCUGCACAAUGUAUAUCGAUGCGCUUAAAAGUGCAGACUAGUGAGGACGCCCAUGGUUUUGUGAUCAAUAGGCAGGUGGACGUCCUGAGAGUGGAGCUUUUUGGUGACGGUGGAAGCGAUUCGGCAAUAUAGUUUAAUACUUCACUUGGUCUUAACGUUUUGGAAGGGCGGUCUGGUCAUUGUAUUAAAUAGAGACAUAAUAGCAGGACUCUGUGCGUGACCCACAUGAGGCAUUAACCAGCACACUUCGGGUCUGCGUCGGCUGAACUCAUUCGCGAUCGGCAGCCCUUUCUAAGAUAAAACACAAUAUAACGCAUGUUUUUGG